Molecule: messenger RNA, 3101 nt
Organism: Vigna angularis (adzuki bean)
Lineage: Eukaryota; Viridiplantae; Streptophyta; Magnoliopsida; Fabales; Fabaceae
Product: eukaryotic translation initiation factor 3 subunit C
Exons: 4
Coding region: 154-2976 (940 amino acids)
Biological process (GO): translational initiation
Cellular component (GO): eukaryotic translation initiation factor 3 complex
Molecular function (GO): RNA binding; translation initiation factor activity; translation initiation factor binding
Source: RefSeq, a predicted model, not a curated record
UUGGGUUCUGCCCAACGGCCCAAAUAUUACAAAGCAAACCCUAGGCUUCUGUUUUCGCGUUUCGACUUCAAUCCAUAGCCGCUUUUGUCUCUCGUUUUCCGGAGCACACGCCAGUUUCAGAAGCGAUUCCCUACUCAACUUUUUGACUGAAAGAUGGCUUCGAGAUUCUGGACUCAGGGUGGGAGUGAUUCCGAGGAGGAGGAGAGUGAUUACGACGAGGAGGUUGAAACCGCGACAGGUGAAUCUGCUAGUCAAGCAGUUACAAGCAGGUACCUGCAGGAAAAUGCUAGUGACAGUGAUGAUUCCGAUGGGCAGAAGCGUGUUGUGCGGUCGGCGAAAGAUAAGCGUUUCGAGGAGAUGGCCUCCACUGUUGAUCAGAUGAAAAAUGCCAUGAAGAUUAAUGAUUGGGUGAGCCUGCAAGAGAGCUUUGACAAGAUUAACAAACAGCUUGAGAAGGUUAUGCGUGUCACUGAGUCUGUGAAAGUUCCGAAUCUCUACAUCAAGACGCUUGUGAUGUUGGAAGAUUUCUUGGCUCAGGCCUUGGCUAAUAAGGAUGCCAAGAAGAAGAUGAGCAGUAGCAAUGCUAAAGCAUUGAACACCAUGAAGCAGAAACUGAAGAAAAAUAAUAAACAGUACGAGGAUUUGAUUAAUAAGUGUAGGGAGAAUCCUGAGAGUGACGAGGAGAAGGAAGAAGAGGAGAGCGAGGAAGAGUAUGAGAGUGAUGAUGAGAUUAUUGAGCCAGAGCAGCUUCGGAAACCAGAAGCAAAAUCUGAUUCUGAAGCCUCUCAGUAUGAUGAUGAAAAGCAUGAUGCUGGUGAUGGUCCUUGGGACCAAAAGCUUAGCAAGAAGGAUCGGCUAUUGGAUAGACAAUUUAUGAAAGACCCCAGUGAGAUCACAUGGGACUCGGUUAACAAGAAGUUCAAAGAGGUUGUGGCUGCUAGGGGCAGAAAGGGGACUGGGAGAUUUGAACAGGUUGAGCAGCUUACUUUCUUAACGAAAGUUGCUAAGACACCUGCACAAAAGUUGGAAAUUCUGUUCAGUGUGGUUUCUGCUCAAUUUGAUGUCAAUCCUGGGCUCAAUGGACAUAUGCCCAUAAAUGUGUGGAAAAAAUGUGUGCAAAACAUGCUGGUCAUUCUUGAUAUUCUAGUGCAGCAUACAAACAUAUUGGUUGACGAUUCUGUGGAACCAGACGAGAACGAAACUCAGAAAGGGGCUGACUAUAAUGGAUCAAUUCGGGUAUGGGGUAACUUAGUUGCUUUCUUAGAAAGAAUUGACGUUGAGUUUUUCAAGAGCUUGCAGUGCAUAGAUCCUCAUACACGGGACUAUGUUGAGAGACUCAGGGAUGAGCCCUUGUUUCUGGUUCUUGCUCAAAAUGUCCAGGAAUAUCUUGAAAGAGUUGGGAAUUUCAAAGCUGCCUCUAAGGUGGCCUUGAGGAGAGUUGAGCUCAUUUACUACAAACCGCAAGAAGUUUAUGAUGCAAUGAAAAAAUUGACUGAGCUGACAGAGAAUGGAGAUGAUGCAGGGGAGACAAGUGAGGAGCCAAAAGGAUUUGAGGAAUCAAGAAUUCCUACUGCAUUUAUUGUUACCCCAGAGAUUGUGGCCCGGAAGCCCACAUUCCCUGAUAAUAGCAGGACCAUAAUGGAUGUAUUGGUAUCAUUGAUAUACAAGUACGGAGACGAGCGAACUAAAGCACGUGCAAUGCUCUGUGAUAUAUACCACCAUGCUCUCCUUGAUGAGUUCUCAAUUGCCCGUGAUCUACUUCUUAUGAGUCAUUUGCAAGAUAGUAUUCAACACAUGGACAUUUCAACGCAGAUACUUUUUAACAGGGCUAUGUCACAGUUAGGUUUAUGUGCUUUUCGGAUUGGACUGAUUUCUGAAGCUCAUGGUUGUCUCUCUGAACUGUACUCUGGUGGAAGGGUAAAAGAGUUACUUGCCCAAGGUGUGUCACAAAGUCGCUAUCAUGAGAAGACUCCCGAACAGGAAAGGUUGGAAAGAAGGAGGCAAAUGCCAUAUCAUAUGCACAUCAAUCUUGAACUCCUGGAGUCAGUACAUCUGGUAUCUGCCAUGCUGCUGGAAGUUCCUAAUAUGGCAGCCAAUGUUCAUGAUGCUAAACGCAAGGUAAUUUCUAAGACUUUCCGUCGCUUGCUUGAGGCCAGCGAGAAGCAAACAUUCACUGGUCCACCGGAAAAUGUGAGAGAUCAUGUUAUGGCUGCCACAAGGUUUCUCGUAAAGGGAGACUUCCAGAAGGCUUUUGACAUUAUUGUGUCUCUCGAUGUAUGGAAAUUUGUGAGAAAUCGAGACACUGUGCUUGAAAUGCUGAAAGACAAAAUCAAGGAGGAGGCAUUGAGGACAUACCUCUUUACCUUCGCUUCUUCUUAUGAAUCCCUGAGCCUGGAUCAACUUUCAAAAUUUUUUGAUCUCUCUGUUUCUUGCACCCAUAGUAUUGUCAGUAGAAUGAUGAUCAAUGAAGAGCUCCAUGCAAGCUGGGACCAGCCAACUGGGUGUGUUGUUUUCCAAGAUGUUGAAUACUCUAGGCUGCAGGCAUUGGCAUUCCAGUUGACAGAGAAAUUAUCUAUCCUUGCAGAGAGCAAUGAAAGAGCAACGGAAGCAAGGAUAGGUGGUGGUGGAUUGGAUCUGCCUCUAAGGCGGAGAGAUGGCCAGGACUAUGCCGCGGCUGCUUCCGGUGGUAGUGGAACAGCCUCUUCAGGUGGUAGAUGGCAAGACCUGGCCCUUUCACAGCCAAGGCAAGGCAGUGGGCGUGCUGGAUAUGGUAGUGGUGGUGGGAGGUCAAUAGGUCAAGUAGCCGCAGGUGGCUAUUCCAGGGAUCGAAUGGGACGGGGCACAGGUGGUGGCUACCAGAGUGGACGGUAUCAUGAUGGAGGUUAUGGGAGGAGUGCUCAAGGGGGUUCUGCAUUGAGGGGACCCCAGGGCGAUACGUCUUCACGCAUGGUUAGCCUUAAGGGUGUUCGAGCUUAAAGAAAUUAAAAUUAUCAUCCGUACGUCAGUUUUGAGGAUUUGACUAAUGCACUUUCUGUAUUCUUGUAUUGUAGACUUUAUCUAAAAUUUGCAUUGAAAUGUUUAUGGAUUUGUUAUACACAAAA